Messenger RNA from Drosophila arizonae, 453 nucleotides. It is a transcript of the gene Cpr60D, whose product is annotated as Cuticular protein 60D. The record is from RefSeq and is a predicted model, not a curated record. Lineage: Eukaryota; Metazoa; Arthropoda; Insecta; Diptera; Drosophilidae.
CAAAUAUCAAAAAUCAUGUUGAAUCAUAAAUUUCUCCUCCUGCUGGUGGUGCUCCUGUGCGCCAGCUUCAGCUUCACCCUGGCCGAUGUGAAGGAGCUGGAGCCGGUGCUGAUUAAGCACGUCAAUCAGCAGAAUCUGGAUGGCGCUGGCCAAUACAAUCACGAGAUUGAGGUGAAUAAUGGCAUCAGGGCAUCGGCCAAGGGCAACGUAAACAGCGUCCAAGGCGAAUACUUUCUGCCCGGCGAGGAGGGACCCAUACGUGUGACCUAUACAGCCGAUGCCACUGGCUUUCAUCCACAUAUUAAUUAAACUCGUCUUGAUGCAACUCGUUUACCCCUCGAAAAAAAAAAAAAAAAAAAAAAAAUUAAAUAAAAUAAAAAUAAAAAUGAACUCAAAAUUCAACUGAAAACGAAAUGUGAUACAGUUAAAUGGGACAAGGAGCGGGGCAGGCAA